ACACCAUAGUAACAUUGUCACCAGUACAGUACAUAUCUCUACCAGCUUUUCAGGAACAUCGUCACCUUUUGCAACCCAUCCAUGCCAUCUAUGCAAUGCUUCUAGCACCGGGACAAGGCAGAGCGAGAUCCAGACAGCGCAAGAAAGGCGCGACUUGAAAGACGAGAUACCGAUCAGUAGACAAGAAAGGGAGCAGUAGUCGGUGCCCAGGGAACACAGAUUCAACAAGCGCGAGCCACUCUGCCGUAAAGCGAAGGCCGUGGACGCCGGAGCGGGCUCUCACAAGCCAUGAGACUUGUUGCAAUCUUCCAACCAUUGAAGCGUCCUUUCCGCUAUCUGCGACGCCUCUUGCCGCCCCUCAACUUCAUUACCAUCCACUAUGCCUACUUCAUUCUCACAUGUCUCAUCAGCGCGAUCAUCUUGUGGGCCGCCGACACCGAUCGCGAUCUCCGCUUUAUCGAUGCUUUAUUUCUAGCGGUGAGCGCCAUGACAUUGGCUGGGCUAAAUACGGUCAAUUUGUCAACUCUGAACACGUUCCAGCAGUUCUGGCUGUUUCUCCUGAUCAUUAUCGGGUCUGCGGUACUAGUUUCAGCUUUCGUGGUCCAGAUACGCAAGCGAGCCUUUGAGACGAAGUUCAAAGACGUGGUCUUGAAAGAGCGGCAGAGACGAAUGGAGCGACGCAGCAGAAGCAGGUCAAGAGCAGGGAGCCGACGAGGACAGCCAGACGCUCAAGAUCAUCAGGAUCUUGUUCAGCCUGUUGACACUGCUCAAGAUGCCUCAGCAGACAUGGGCGACGCGGAGAAGGCCUCCAAAUCGGAGAUUUCUGUGGAGGGACCGGCUAUAUUGGAAACGCCUCCCAAGAAUCAUGGCAAUAUUGGUCGCUACUUCCAUUCGACAAGCGGCUGGAUUGGUAGAAACAGCGAGUUCCAUGGUCUUACUGAUAAGGAACGUCAGCACUUGGGAGGCUACGAGUACCGAGCGGUCUGCUUUCUUGCUUGGUUAGUACCUAUCUACCUUGUUUUGAUGCAGCUCCUGGGCUGCCUCGGAUGUGCUGCUUGGAUAGCGCGUAAUCGACCAGAGACAACAACUGCAAACGGCUUGAACCCCUGGUGGGUAGGCGCGUUCAACGCGGUUUCCGCAUUCAACAAUAGCGGUAUGAGUCUUCUGGAUGCGAACAUGACCGCAUUUCAGACAGGGUACUAUCUGCUGAUAACCAUGGGCUUCCUCAUUCUUGCCGGGAACACAUGCUACCCGAUCUUCCUUCGACUGAUCAUCUGGACAAUCUACAAAGUCGUGCAGCGACUGGCACCACGAUCCGAAGAGUGGGCUGAUCGAGCGAAGAUGCUGAAAUUCCUGCUGGAUCACCCGCGUCGAUGCUAUACGAACCUGUUUCCUUCCCGGCAUACAUGGUGGCUCCUCGCCUCGGUCGUGGCGCUAAAUCUGAUCGACUGGAUCGGCUUUGAGGUUAUCAAUAUUGGAAACAAAGCUAUCGAGCAAUUACCUUUGGGCGUACUAGUUAUCGACGGCCUCUUUCAGGCGUUUGCUGUUCGAAGUGGUGGAUUCUACGUCGUGGCCAUCAGUCAGGUCCGUAUCGGCCUGCAGGUCCUAUAUGUUGUGAUGAUGUACAUCUCAGUGUACCCGGUCGUCAUUACAAUGCGCAACAGCAACGUCUAUGAAGAGCGAAGUCUCGGCAUUUACGCCGAAGACCUACCCGAAAAUGAUGGACGAGCCAAUGACCAACCCGGGUUCCUCAGGCAGCUCACUCAACAUUUCGUCUCAGGCGGAGCGUCCAACUCGGAAUCCAAUUCCAGCUUCGUACGCCAGCAACUUCGAGCGCAGUUGGCCCACGACGCUUGGACUAUCUUUCUUGCACUGUUUGCUAUCAUCAUCAUCGAGACUGCCCAAUUCGAUCGAGACCCGAAUGUUUUCUCAGUCUUCAACUUCCUGUUCGAAAUCGUGUCUGGAUAUGGAUGCGUCGGCAUUUCCCAGGGCAUUCCGUGGGAUGCAUAUUCCUUCUGUGGAACCUGGCAUACUGCAAGCAAGUUGAUUCUGUGCGGAGUUAUGCUUCGGGGAAGGCAUCGAGGGUUGCCGGUUGCAAUCGAUAGAGCUGUGUUGCUUCCCGGCGAGGAAAUUGAGCAGGCUGAAGAAGACGAUGGACGCAUCCGGCUGCAGAGAACGAUUAGUCGGGGAAGAUCAACUUUGCAGCAGCAGGACGUUUAGCAGGUCAAGAUUAGAAGCGAUGGUCUCAAGGCUACACAUCCGAUGUAGCGUAUGGGGUGUGUUUGACGACCUGGUUCUAUGCUCAGCUCGCUUAGGAAGAUCAAUUGACACCUUCUCUUAUCGUACAUAGCCGAGCACAAUACCGUAUUCAAGAUGA
Molecule: messenger RNA, 2377 nt
Organism: Pseudocercospora fijiensis CIRAD86
Lineage: Eukaryota; Fungi; Ascomycota; Dothideomycetes; Mycosphaerellales; Mycosphaerellaceae
Exons: 5
Coding region: 289-2220 (643 amino acids)
Biological process (GO): potassium ion import across plasma membrane; intracellular potassium ion homeostasis
Cellular component (GO): plasma membrane
Molecular function (GO): high-affinity potassium ion transmembrane transporter activity
Source: RefSeq, a predicted model, not a curated record